GGUUUGCUGGGAAGUCCUGUUUGGACGGACCAGAGUAUUUGCAUUUCUUGUAUAAUGUCAGACCCAAGGAGUCUUGGGGAUUGGCAGUGUUGCAGAGUUCACAGCCAGGUCCCCUUUUCUGCCAAGAAAAGAGGGUUAAAGCAUUUCAAAAACAAUGGGCAAAAAUCUCAGGGGGAAGAACAGCCGUGUGAGUGUUAACUCCACUCUCCCCAGAAGAGAGUACAGAGGUCAAAACCGCAUCUUUCCUGAUGUCAUUCAAGAUUGCUGCUUGUCUUGAAUCCCACUUACUCCCGAGCAGGACAAAAAUAUUUCAUAGGCUGAUGACGCAAAGCACCUGCCGCCCCCUCUCGGAGAGCCUGGACACCCAGAACUACAGGACCAGCAUGGUUGGGAUUUGGGAAACCCUUUCUGAGGGAGAAGGGUGCAGGCGGACGUGGAAGACUUCUGUUUUAGUGAAGGGAGCCCCACUUUGGAAGCUGCCAGUCCCAGGGCACUGGGGUGGGCUGAGGCCGACCAUGCCCAGCCUGCUGUUGGUGUUCACUCUGGCUCUGCUGUCCACCUGGGCCCAGCUGCUGACAGAAGCCAGCUCCUGGUGGUCGUUAGCUAUGAACCCAGUGCAGAGACCCGAGAUGUUUAUCAUCGGCGCUCAGCCUGUGUGUAGUCAGCUGCCUGGGCUCUCCCCUGGCCAGAGAAAGCUGUGCCAACUGUACCAAGAACACAUGGUCUACAUUGCGGAGGGAGCCAAGACGGGCAUCAGAGAGUGCCAGCACCAAUUCCGGCAGAGGCGGUGGAACUGCAGCACCGUGAACAACACGUCUGUCUUCGGCAGAGUCAUGCAGAUAGGCAGCCGCGAGACCGCUUUCACCUAUGCCGUGAGCGCUGCAGGUGUGGUCAAUGCCAUCAGCCGGGCUUGCCGCGAGGGUGAGCUCUCCACGUGUGGGUGCAGCCGGACAGCACGGCCCAAGGACCUACCCCGGGACUGGCUGUGGGGUGGCUGUGGGGACAAUGUGGAGUACGGCUACCGCUUUGCCAAGGAGUUUGUGGAUGCUCGGGAGCGGGAGAAGAACUAUGCCAAGGGGUCGGAGGAGCAGGGCCGCGUGCUCAUGAACCUGCAGAACAAUGAAGCGGGUCGAAGGGCUGUGUAUAAGAUGGCAGAUGUGGCCUGCAAAUGCCAUGGCGUCUCAGGGUCCUGCAGCCUCAAGACCUGCUGGCUCCAGCUGGCCGAGUUCCGCAAAGUGGGAGACCAGCUGAAGGAGAAGUACGACAGCGCGGCUGCCGUGCGCAUCACCCGCAAGGGCAAGCUGGAGCUGGUCAACAGCCGCUUCAGCCCGCCCACCCCAGAGGACCUGGUCUACGUGGACCCCAGCCCGGACUACUGCCUGCGCAAUGAGACCACGGGUUCCCUGGGCACCCAGGGCCGCCUCUGCAACAAGACCUCGGAGGGCAUGGAUGGCUGUGAGCUCAUGUGCUGUGGCCGCGGCUAUGACCAGUUCAAGAGCGUCCAGGUGGAGCGCUGCCACUGCCGGUUCCACUGGUGCUGCUUUGUCAAGUGCAAAAAGUGCACCGAGAUCGUCGACCAGUACAUCUGUAAAUAGCCGUGGAGGCUCCGCUCCUGACCCUCUCCUUCACUCGGCCUCAUGAGAGUCUAUAUUAUAUAAAUCUAUAUAAAUAUAUUUUAUAUUUGUAUAAAUAAAUGGGUGGGUGAUAAAUAAUCAAGAGAAGAAAAUGGAAAGGAAAGCUUAUUUAAGAGAACUUGGCCAUCUUUCGGGACUGGGCUUUGGUGGUCCUCUGCUUCCGUGGGAGGGAGAAGGGUUUUAUUUCCCUCCCUCUGGAGGGGACUCUCAGGAGGAGGAGGAUAUGGAAGGACCUCCUGUCUAUCCAGCUCGCCUGGUUGGAUAGAGGAGACGAUUUUGCCUGGAGGUUGGGAGACUUUGCUGGGUUGAUGGCUGCCUGUGACCCCAUCCACGAGGCCGAGAGACCCCGUGCAAGGCAGAGGACCUCAGCCUAACCCUGAUGGCUUCGGGGGCGAGCCCAGAGCACGGCUUGGUUCAGGAGGAGCCCCGUGCUCUCCUGCUCUGUGGCCCGGGUGCACAUUCGCGGAACCCACACUGGCAGGAACAGCUCCUUCCCAGCACAAGGAGGGGAGAGGUCUGAUGUCCCCCCAGCCUGGUGACUCCCCGGCCUGUCUUGUCAGUAAGAACAGUUCAUAGCUCCUGCACCAAGAGGAAAGGGGAUCAUUGGACCUGCUGUGACAGGGGAGGUGUGAGCUGGGUGUUCGUGCCUGGGCUGCAGGAACUUGCGUGCAACAUAGACUGAGUGACCGUCGCACUAUCCUCUCACACAGGGAGAGGAAACUGCUGCUGCUGCUGCUGCUGCUGCUGCUUUAUCUGUCAAGGGAGGCCUCACGGACGAUAGCAAGUGUCGCCAGGUCAGAGAGCCUGGCAUGCUCUCGUCCUCUCUGUCCAGAUGUACAGUUGCCCUCUAUAUUAAAAAUCCUUCGCCCAGGUU
Molecule: messenger RNA, 2508 nt
Organism: Chinchilla lanigera (long-tailed chinchilla)
Lineage: Eukaryota; Metazoa; Chordata; Mammalia; Rodentia; Chinchillidae
Gene: Wnt5b
Product: wingless-type MMTV integration site family, member 5B
Exons: 7
Coding region: 249-1595 (448 amino acids)
Biological process (GO): cell fate commitment; canonical Wnt signaling pathway; neuron differentiation
Cellular component (GO): extracellular region
Molecular function (GO): cytokine activity; frizzled binding
Source: RefSeq, a predicted model, not a curated record